Molecule: messenger RNA, 2114 nt
Organism: Macrosteles quadrilineatus (aster leafhopper)
Lineage: Eukaryota; Metazoa; Arthropoda; Insecta; Hemiptera; Cicadellidae
Gene: sip3
Product: E3 ubiquitin-protein ligase synoviolin
Exons: 12
Coding region: 249-1967 (572 amino acids)
Cellular component (GO): cytoplasm
Source: RefSeq, a predicted model, not a curated record
CUGUCAGUUUCUCAGUUUGUUUAGUGUAGUUUACGAAAUUGUGAAAAUGAUGUUGUUUUGAGUCGACGUCAAACCAAGUCCAGGAUAAAAUUAAAAUACCGAGAUUCGAUUCUAUCAAUUUACCAUCUUUAUCCUUCGAGUUUGAUUAAUAAACAAUACUAUUUUUAAGAGCCCAGGUUUGCCGAUGGUUUUUUGAACGCUUAGUUGGCCUGAGCGUUGGGAGCUGUGGAAGAAAAACAACUUACAUUAUGAGGAAUUUGGGAUUGUCAAUGUUGAGUUUGGUGCUCACUGCAUCUGUAAUUGGAAAUGCAUACUAUCAAAAGAAACAGUUUUACCCUUCUGUUGUUUACAUUACAAAAUCAAAUCCCAGUAUGGCGGUAAUAUAUGUUCAGUCUUUUGUUCUGGUGAUUCUUACUGGAAAAAUAAUGAAAAAGGUAUUCUUUGGAGAGCUUAGAGCCGCUGAGUUUGAGCAUCUGAUGGAAAAAUCAUGGUAUGCAAUGACAGAGACUUGCCUAGCUUUCACAGUGUUUCGAGAUGAUUUCAGCCCUAAAUUUGUCGCCUUAUUCACAGUUCUACUGUUUCUGAAGUCUUUUCAUUGGUUAGCUGAAGACAGAGUCGAUUUUAUGGAGCGGAGCCCUGUGAUAUCUUGGCUGUUCCAUCUACGGGUUCUAUCUCUGCUUACUCUGCUGGGGUCUCUAGAUCUCCAUCUGCUAGAACAUGCGUACCAGUCCACUGUGACCAAGGGUGCUUCUGUCCAGUUGGUGUUCGGUUUUGAGUAUGCAAUACUGCUUACCAUCAUAGCCAACAUUGCCAUCAAGUAUGUACUCCACACGAUUGCUCUUAACAGCGAAAAUCCAUGGGAAAACAAGGCAGUCUUCCUGCUCUAUACAGAACUUAUUAUGGGUUUUGUCAAGGUUGUGCUCUAUAUCUUGUUUAUGGCAAUUAUGAUUCGUAUAUCUAUGUUGCCUCUAUUUGCCUUCCGACCAAUGUACUACACAAUGAGGGCCUUUAAAAAGGCAUUCAAUGAUGUGAUACUAUCACGAAGAGCUAUCCGAAACAUGAACACAUUGUAUCCCGAUGCUACACCUGAGGAGUUAGCCGCAGCCGAUAACGUCUGUAUCAUAUGUCGUGAGGAAAUGGUCACAGCAUCAAAGAAGCUUCCAUGCAACCACAUAUUCCACACAGCUUGUCUCCGUUCAUGGUUCCAACGACAGCAGACUUGUCCCACUUGCAGACUCAACAUCCUCCGUACACCAGGCCCUGCUCAGCCUCCGCGAGGGGCCCCCGCCCGACCCCAGGACCCUGCUGCCAGGGCUCCACCAUUCCAGCCACCCUUCCCCUUCCCUUGGCCCAACCCUCAGGCUGCUCAUCAACCUCAAGCAGCAGGACCAGAUGCCCAAGCACCUAGCAGCAGCACCACUGAUCCCUCAGCAGCUGCUUCCCCCCCUCCUCCUCACACCAACAUACCCUUCUUCUGCCCUCCAUUCCCCUUCAUGCCGUUUGCAGUCCCUCCUCCUGUACCCCCUGCGGAUCUCUCUCAGCUCAGUCCUGAACAAUUACGUCAGAUGGAGGAGUCAGGUCGUGCUGGUGUGGAAGCUAGACUCAAGUGUCUCCGCAACAUACAGUUGUUGUUGGAUGCCUCUGUUGUGCUGAUGCAGCAAUACACUGCUGCUGCUGCCACUGCUGCUGCUGUCGCUCCCCCUCCCUCCACCACCACCACCAACACCAACACCACCAGUCAACCUCGGGAAGACAGUUCGAGCAGUACUACUGCCUCAUCCUCAUCCUCAGCUACAGAAACAAGUGCCUCUACCAAUAUGGAUGGUGCUAGUGGAGCAAGUGCUGAUGUAGCGUCACCUCCCUCUACCUCAACCUCCGCCACAGCACCUGACGGUCCCUUAGCCCCUGAGCUGGAAGAAGCACGCAGAAGAAGACUUGCCAAAUUUACUCAGCAAGAAGCUGAUUAAUUUCCAAAAUGACUGAUUAUUAUGUUUGCUGUGAAUAAUUGUCGAUUUAGUUUUUAUUUAUGAUGAAUUUUGUACACAAAGUGAAUAUGUUCAUCAGCACCGACAUAGGUAUUGUAAAUAAAUUGGUUAUUUAUUUACUUAUUAUCA